AUGGUCGGACUUGGACACGGUGCCGCGGAAGAGGCGCCGCAACAUCCGACGGCAGAUGUACAGAACCCCAGACUCACGGCGGACACGAUCAACAACGCCGUGUCGCUGGAAUAUCAGAUGUAUCGAUAUUAUAUCAAUGACGAUAUAAAAUUACAGAGCGCAAAAUAUAACAAUAGCAGGUAUAAUGUUCAAAUAAAUGCUGGAAUAAUACUCAAGUGCUGUACCAAGAGCCGGUAUACCUGUAACCACGGAUACAUCCGUGAUGACAGUAAUGCACAGCGUCUAUAG
Molecule: messenger RNA, 288 nt
Organism: Cinara cedri
Lineage: Eukaryota; Metazoa; Arthropoda; Insecta; Hemiptera; Aphididae
Source: the annotation of a GenBank genome assembly